Molecule: messenger RNA, 5039 nt
Organism: Serinus canaria (Common canary)
Lineage: Eukaryota; Metazoa; Chordata; Aves; Passeriformes; Fringillidae
Gene: MSI2
Product: musashi RNA binding protein 2
Exons: 15
Coding region: 39-1181 (380 amino acids)
Cellular component (GO): cytoplasm
Molecular function (GO): RNA binding
Source: RefSeq, a predicted model, not a curated record
GGGGGGGGUUCUCUAAGGGGCUCUCGCUCGGCGCGGCCAUGGAGGCGGACGGGAGCCAGGCUACCUCGGGGAGCCCCGGAGAGGCGCAGCACGACCCCGGCAAGAUGUUCAUCGGCGGCCUCAGCUGGCAAACCUCACCAGACAGCCUUAGAGACUAUUUUAGCAAAUUCGGAGAAAUUAGGGAGUGUAUGGUCAUGCGGGACCCCACCACCAAGCGCUCCAGAGGCUUCGGGUUCGUUACGUUCGCGGAUCCGGCGAGUGUAGACAAAGUCCUGGCCCAGCCGCACCACGAGCUGGACUCCAAGACGAUUGACCCUAAAGUUGCGUUUCCCCGACGAGCACAGCCCAAGAUGGUCACAAGAACAAAGAAGAUUUUUGUAGGUGGAUUAUCGGCUAACACAGUAGUGGAAGACGUGAAGCAAUACUUUGAACAGUUUGGCAAGGUAGAGGAUGCCAUGCUCAUGUUUGACAAGACGACCAACAGGCAUAGAGGAUUUGGCUUCGUAACUUUUGAAAAUGAAGACGUGGUGGAAAAAGUCUGUGAAAUUCAUUUCCACGAAAUCAAUAAUAAAAUGGUAGAAUGUAAGAAAGCACAACCUAAAGAAGUGAUGUUUCCACCAGGGACGAGAGGGAGGGCACGUGGAUUGCCGUACACCAUGGACGCCUUCAUGCUAGGGAUGGGAAUGUUGGGUUACCCGAAUUUUGUUGCAACCUAUGGCCGAGGAUAUCCUGGAUUUGCCCCAAGUUACAGUUAUCAGUUCCCAGAGCUGCACACAGACACGCACACAGGGACCCGCACACUGCUCCCCGUGCUGGCCUGUGGUUUCCCAGCAGCGGCUUACGGACCAGUAGCAGCGGCAGCCGUGGCGGCAGCAAGAGGAUCAGGUAGGGGGGCCCGUGGAAGAGCAAACCCUCAGAGUGCAGGGUCAGUCUUGAAUAGCUACAGUGCUCAACCGAAUUUUGGCGCACCCGCUUCCCCGGCAGGCUCCACCCCAGCGCGGCCCGGAGGCUUCCCCGGCGCCAACAGCCCCGGGCCCGUGGCGGAUCUCUACGGCACGGCCAGCCAGGACUCCGCCGUGGGCAACUACAUAAGCGCCGCCAGCCCGCAGCCGGGCUCGGGCUUCGGGCACGGCAUCGCCGGACCUUUGAUUGCAACGGCUUUUACAAAUGGAUACCAUUGAAACGUUACACUUGGUUGGUUGCCAUCUCACUUGGAGAGUCUCUCUGGAUGUCCGGGCAAGACAGGGCGAAGUUUCUGAAGGGGCCCACGGUUGGGUGAUCUCAUCAGACUUUGAGCACUACAUCAUCACCACCAUCACCAUCACCAUCAUCACCGCCGACGCAGACGGGAGGUGGCACCAGAAGGACUUGGGUUGUUUAAAAUCUCUCUCAUCAUCUCAUGAAUCUGCUGUACUAUAAAAACAACAGCUUUUAAAAGUAUGUAUAUAAAACCCAUUUCUGGUUGGUUUUAUUUUCUCUGGUGGGUUCCCCCCCUCUUUUUAAGCCUCUCCACACCCACAUCUUUUCGGAGCCCUUUUGACAUAGUCUCGUAGCCACCUAGUCGCAAUUCUUUGUGUAUGUAGCGAGAGCCUAACCAUAGUGUAACUGUUAUAUUAAGGGGUUUCUUUUGCUUCUUCUUUCCCACCGCCCCUCCUCCUCCUCCUCCUCCUCCUCCUCCUCCUCCUCUGUUUUACGUAGUUGUUGUUGCUUAAAGGAUGCUGAGAUGGUGACAGGAGCCUGGGGCGGCGGGCAGGGCUCGGGGAGGGGGGAGCAGCAGGUUCUCUGGCCCUUCUUUUCCUUUGUGGCGUUUCUUGGUUACUCUAAUUCUCUCUAUUUUCGGCAAUAAGGCGAGGGCGACAAACUUUUUGCGCGUCCUUUUUCUAUAUAAGUGCUUUUUUUUUUUUUUUUGUUGAAAGAGGUGAUAUAAGGUUUUUUGAAAUUGUGAAUUCUGAAAAAAAAAAAAAAGAAAAAAAUAAUAAAGUGCUGUAAAUACAAUUCCAUUAACUACAUAGAAACUAUUAAGAAAGAGAAAUACAAAGCUAUUUUUGUGAUGGAGUCAGCCUAAGGCAGUUUCUCUAUGGAAAUGGAUGAGAGGAGAGGAGGGAGUUGUGGCUUUGGGAGCGCUGCCGGGGGGGCUGUGCUGCUCUGGGACCCUCCCAGCUCACACCAGCAGCUCCCAGCUUACAAAGGAACAGUCUCGUGGGAUGUUUAUUUUCAUUUAAAACCUGCUUUUCCCAAAACUGAUCAAGAAGCUACGAUUUUUCCUACUUAGCGCAUUUACGGUUCAAAGCACACCUUUAUUUUGGGUUUCUUUUGGAUUUUGUUGGGGUUUUUUUUUUUUUUUUUUAUUUAGUCAUUGUUUUAAACUAGAUCAACUUGCUGUCCAGUCAUUUCAGCUGCUCUGGGCACCCCGUGUGGGCAGAGCAGCGUCCAGCUUGCAUGGUUUCCUUUAUUAUCCAUCACCUUCUGUAUUGUCAAAUUAGAAAGCAACUUUGGUUGGUUUUGAUUUCUUUUUUUUUUUCUUUUUUUUUUCUUUUUUUUUUUUUUUUUUUGGGAAUACCUCAGUGCUACAAGUUUCACCCUAGAAGCAACGGAAGAUUUUAAUUUAUUGUAGUUGUAAACAGAAUUUAAAAGAAAUAAAGUAUAAAACAUCAUUGCACUGUGACUGGUAGGGGAAAAACUGACAGUUUCCUAUUUGCACAUGUUUAAUAUUUGGCUGUUAUAUAUAUGGUCCUCUGUUGGGGGAGGAAACUUAUGAAGGAUAUUUUUUAAUUUAAUUUUUUUAAUAUUGGUAAAUAGGCCUGCAACAGCAAACUAGAAGUACAACAUGGUAGGUGGCAUUAAGAACAUACUGUAGUGUGGAUAUAUUUCUUCUUUUUUUAACGUAAUAUUGACAAGUUUUAUUAAUAUUUUUUUAAAUUGUUACGUUUAUAAAUUUGGUACUUUAGGUACAGCCAGUAUAAGACACUGAAUGCGACAUUUGUUAAAAAGAGCUGCUGCACUCCUAUUUUUGUAAAUUUUACUAACAAGUAGACUAAUGUAGACAUUCAAUAGACAAGGUAGAGCAAGGCAUCUUUAACAAAACAAGGCACCAUACUGCUAACCGAAAGGAGAAACCUUGUUUUUUCUUGUUUUUAAAAAAAAGAAUCAUGCUUUUUAUGUAAUAUUUUAGGUUUUUUUCUUAUUUCAGAACAACCAGGUUUAAGCAAAAUGCUGGACGCUUUUUAAAUAUUGAGACUUGAUCAAGUAAUAAAAGAAAUAAAACCGAAUUCUUUAAAAAAUAAAAAGGUAAAAAAAAAAAAAAAACUACUACGAACCAAAUUCCCUGCGAUUCAGUGUGCUGCCAGGGAAUUUUUUAUUGCUAUUUUGUCAAUGUUGAUGAUGUACUGUACUACCAGUUGGUUUUCCUCUCCAUUCCCUGUCACCUCAUAGAAUAUUCUUUGUUGAUCAUUGUUGUAUGUUAAUAGUGUAUAAAUGGCUUAUCUUGUAAGAGUGCUGUCCUGAUGGUAGUGUAGUGAAUUUUCCCCCCCUUUUCUCUCUUCCUCUCCUAGUACAUAUUGGUAGGUGUAUCGUAAUUAAGGUUAAAAAUUUAGAUGUAGUUAUUCAGAUUUAGGACCAGUAAGGAUAGAACUUUCUCUUAUUUAAGAAAAAAAAAAAAAAGCUAAUAAUUUUGGGAAGGUUUUCCUCUUUCGUUUUUUUCUUCUCUCUUUUUUCUUUCUGUGCUUUUUUUUUCCUCUUGUUUAUUAUUUUUCUUUUGUUGAUCUGAUGCGGUUUCAACUAACCAAAGGUCUCACAAUGUUAAAAAUGCUGGCAAACUCUUAAGGCAUUUGUAGAUCCCCACCCAUGACUUUGGAAAGGGGAUGUGCCAUACUACCUUAAAUGCUAAUGCUAGAUAUGCAAAACUGGAUUUUUUUAAUUUAUUUUUUAAAAGAGGGAGGCACGGUAUAUUAAAACGAUUUUACUAAGAGAAAAAAAAAAAAAACAUAUUUUUUUAAGAAUGCUCAGAAGAAAUUGCUAAUCUGUGUGAAUAUGUUUUAGAUGUUUAUAUACCUUUUGAGAAGUCCCAGUGGCCCAUAGCACAAAUGUCGUGGAAUCCAAGAUGUUUUGAUGUGGCUACCUAGACUAAGGUUCACGUUAGUCCCCCACUCAUCUAGAAAUCAAUUUUGAAAGACUUUUUUUUUUUUUUCUUUUUUCCUUUUUCUUCGUUUGUUUGGGGGUUUUUUGUAAAUUUUUCAGCACAAAGGUUCAGCUCCACCUUUGUUUUACUCAAGCCCAGGAGGGAGCCAGGGAUGGUGGGGACUGGUUUGGGUUGGAAGGACCAGUGCCACCCCUGCCAUGGCAGGGUCACCUCCCGCUGUCCCCAGUGUCCAGCCUGGCCUGGGACCCUCUCAGGACAGCCUCCCUGAGGGACAGGGCCUUUGGCCUCCAGAUCUGCAGCUGGGGUGACCAACAGGAGCCAUUUCCACCACCCUGGGUGACCUGCGGGACAUCCCCAGGAGCCACAAGUGCUUGGGAGCCUCCCCCUUGAGCUCACCCGAGGCCCUCGGGAUCGGCUUGGUUAAGGCAAAGCCUGAUCUGUCCUUUGGGGUUUUUAUUUUUUCUUACACUUCAUAAAUGUUCAUUUUGAGUUGAAUUUGUAGCUUGGACUUUAAGGUAGCAUGGCUCUCUUUGCUGUAAGUUGAUUUAUUUUUUUUUUUCCAUUGUACAGCAGCGUCUGCUGGUGAAUGUCACACAUCUUGCUAGGCUUAGUUAAAUCAUCGGGUAAUUGUGGGUGAUAACGACCUGAAAGGUGUUGGGAUUUCUUUUCUUCCUGCUUUCAUCUGUAGUGUGAAUGAGGGCUAGCGACUCCAGCCACACGUCCCCUCCUGUUUCGUUUCUGCCAUUCACUCAAUGCAACAUAAUCAAUAAUAAAGCAAUAUAGUUUACUACAUUUUUACUGAAGGCCAGCCAUGGUUCUGUAUGAUAUUGCAUAUGAAACUGUUUACAAAAACAAAAAAAAAACCACAAAAAAAAAAAAAAAAAAAGAAAAAAAAAGAGAA